GUAUACCAAAAUCACUGACCAGCCCAUCACACACACUCACACUGUCACACACAGUGCAGCAGAGAAACAAAAAUGAGCAAGAAAAUGGUACUACUGUCACCACCCACCAACAAAACGACGUCGUCAUCAUCACCACCACCGGCGGCGGCGGUGGUGGCAGAACAACAGUGGCGGAGUUGGGAGCAACUAAACCCAGAAAUCCUGUCACUCAUAUUUGGAAAAGUAACACCCACAGAAGAAAUGAUGAGGAGGGUGCCAUUGGUCUGCAAAGGUUGGAACGAGGUUGUUGGAGGACCGUACUGCUGGUCCGAGGUUGAUGUCCAGUCGUGGUGUCGGCGCCGCAAUGAUAGUCAUGCGGUGGACCGGGUGGUGAGAGGGUUGUUGAGAAGGAGUAAGUUUAUGGUUCAACGGUUGUGUGUUUAUAGGAUGGGAGAGUCUGGCUUCUUCUUUGUAUCUCACUGUGGGAGUUUCCUAAAAGUGCUACAAAUGCCCAUGACUGAUAUCACUGACCAAAUGGUAUUGAAACACAUAAAACCACUACCAAAUCUCACACUCUUGGAUAUCAGCCACUGCCUCAAGAUCACAAGCACCGGCCUCGAAGCAUUCGGUAACAACUGCACGUCUUUACUCCACUUGAAACGAAACAUGCCUCCACUCGAUGCAGGCUUGCUACCUGCUGACGAUUCUGAAGCCACCACCAUUGCUCACACCAUGCCACGCCUGCAGCAGAUCGAGCUUUGUUUUGGUCGGUUUGGUGACUCGGGCCUGUCGGAAAUCCUCACUAAAUGUAAAGCAAUAACUCAUCUUGACAUUCAAGGGAGUUGGAAUGUGGAGUUGAAUGGUGAUCUUGCUGAGAUGUGUGAAAGGAUCCUGUGGUUUCAGAACCCGUGGACCGUUUGUGAUGGGCGGUUUUCGGAUGGGAGCGAAUGUAGCGAGGUUGAUUUUACGGAUUCGGAGUAGAUUUUGGCUGGUUGAACUUCUUCAAGCAGGAAAUUUAGAAAAAAAGUGAGUAUAGUCAUAGAUAUAUGAUAUUAUGAUUCUAGACAUAUGAAUAUGUUGGUUUGGUUGAUAUUAACCUUUUUAAUUCUGUUGUUUAUGGUACUUUAGAUCAUCAUCAUCAAGAUUUUAUAUUGA
Molecule: messenger RNA, 1134 nt
Organism: Helianthus annuus (common sunflower)
Lineage: Eukaryota; Viridiplantae; Streptophyta; Magnoliopsida; Asterales; Asteraceae
Product: F-box protein FBW2
Exons: 2
Coding region: 73-960 (295 amino acids)
Molecular function (GO): protein binding
Source: RefSeq, a predicted model, not a curated record